CCGCCUUUCCUCAGCGCUCUCCUCUCUGAUUGGCUGCUGAGCGCUCCUUCCUCCUUUUCUCCCUUCUCUGCUCAGGAGAGGCCGCCAAGAUGAAUGAUACAGUGACCAUCAGAACAAGGAAGUUUAUGACAAAUAGACUGCUUCAGCGGAAGCAGAUGGUAAUCGAUGUUCUACAUCCUGGAAAGGCCACUGUCCCCAAAACCGAAAUCCGUGAAAAGUUGGCUAAAAUGUACAAGACAACACCAGAUGUCAUUUUCGUCUUUGGCUUCAGGACCCAUUUUGGUGGUGGGAAGACAACAGGCUUUGGCAUGAUCUACGACUCCCUGGACUAUGCAAAGAAAAACGAACCAAAGCACAGAUUAGCCAGGCAUGGCUUAUAUGAAAAGAAAAAGACUUCAAGGAAACAGCGUAAAGAACGCAAGAAUAGGAUGAAGAAGGUCAGGGGAACAGCUAAAGCAAAUGUUGGGGCAGGCAAGAAGAAGAAAUGAAGUGUCUAGCAGUGAGCCAGCCAAUGGACAUACAGCAGAAAACCUAAAUUGUGUUGCCAGAAAAUCUCUGAAGAUUUUAUUGAUUUACCAGUAGCUCUUCAAAUAAAUUGUAUAAAAACUAAAA
Molecule: messenger RNA, 612 nt
Organism: Sceloporus undulatus (fence lizard)
Lineage: Eukaryota; Metazoa; Chordata; Lepidosauria; Squamata; Phrynosomatidae
Gene: RPS24
Product: ribosomal protein S24
Exons: 8
Coding region: 90-488 (132 amino acids)
Biological process (GO): translation
Cellular component (GO): ribosome
Molecular function (GO): structural constituent of ribosome
Source: RefSeq, a predicted model, not a curated record